GGCUCUAAAACCAAAGCUGUUUCUGUCUGCAGCUGCUGCUCAGGCCGAUGAUGCGGCAGAGAGAUGGAGGCGCCUGAGUACCUGGACCUGGAUGAGAUCGACUUCUCCGACGAUUCGGUGUAUUCUGUCACAUCUCUGAAGAACAUUCCAGAACUGUCCAGAAGGAGCGAUGGCCCAGCAGAGGAGAGACCCGCUCCGGCCAUCAACUGGAGUCGAGGAGUCCCCUCCCACGGCGGAGGAGGAAUCAAACCGGCGGGACUCGCUGAGGUCCACAGUAAGUUCCGUCCGGUGAAGAGGGUGUCCCCCCUGAAGCACCAGCCAGAGGCCACAGACUCGGACUCGGACGGUAAGGUCCAGAACGCGGGGCUGGUUCUGGGGGAGCAGAAUGAGGUCGGUAAGGAUGACUCCAGGUCUGAGAAACCCACCAACGCCUCCACGCCGCCCGACGGGUCCGGAGGGAAGGCCAAGGGCCUGGUGGGGGGGAGCAACCCUCAGGCUCUGUUUGGAGAGCUGGAGCACUACGAUCUGGACAUGGACGAGAUCCUGGACGUGCCUUACAUCAAGUCCAGUCAGCAGAUGUCCACGCUGCCUCGGGUCCCUCACGACCGGCGCUCAGCGGCGGGGAGUAACGCGGGAGGAGGAACCCUGGAGAGGAACCGAGGACUGAAGAGCUCGGCUCUGAGCCACGGCGAAGCUCUGAGCAGCAGCUCCCAGACUCCGUACUGCGUUCUGUCUCCGGUGAAGUGGUCGGACCUGCGGAAAUCCAAGUCCAUGGAUCCGGACCUCCACCACCUCCACCGCUCCCCGGGUGGAGGAGGUUACCAGGCGGAGCUUCCCUCCUCUGGCCUCCUCAGCUGCUCCUCCUCCAUCUCCUCCUUCUCUGAUGCAGACAAGCUCCUGUCGGCCCGAGUCUUCCCGGACUCCCAGAGCCAGCGGCUGGGGGGGGAUCCCCCCGCGUUCCCACCACCGGGGGGCAAACAGGACGCCUCCAAAGCCUGGGCUCCUGGAGGAGGCGGGGUCAGCCUGAGGGGCUUUGGAGGCGCAGGAGGGGAGGUGGACGAGGAGACCAAGAAGAACCAGAACAUCAUCAACAUCGUCAGAGAAGGACAGAUCUCCCUGCUGCCUCACCUCGCUGCCGACAACCUGGAGCUGAUCAGAGACGAGGACGCCAACAACCUGCUGCACGUGGCCGCCUCUCAGGGUCACGCCGACUGCCUGCAACACCUCACCUCCCUGAUGGGGGAGGACGGCCUCAACGAGCGGAACAGCCAGCAGCUCACCCCCGCCGGGCUGGGGGUCAAGAACGGCCACCUGGAGUGUGUGAGGUGGAUGGUGAGCGAGACGGAGGCCAUCGCCGAGCUGAGCUGCAGCAGAGAACAUCCCAGCCUGAUCCAUUACGCCGCCCGCUACGGACAGGAGAAGGUUCUGCUGUGGCUGCUUCAGUUCAUGCAGGAGCAGGCCAUCUCCCUGGAUGAGGUGGACCAGAACGGGAACACGGCCGUCCACGUCGCUGCGCAGUACGGACACCUCACCUGCAUCCAGACUCUGGUGGAGUACGGCUCCAACGUGACGACCCAGAAUCAGCAUGGCGAGCGGCCCUCCCAGAGCGCCGAGCGGCAGGGCCACACCACCUGCGCCCGCUACCUGGUGGUGGUGGAGACCUGCAUGUCUCUGGCCUCGCAGGUCGUCAAGCUCACCAAGCAGCUAAACGAGCAGGCGGCGGAGAGGAUCAACCUGCAGAAACAUCUGCAGAGGCUGAUGGAGCCCAGCAAGGCCGACGGGACGCCUUCCAGGUCACCAAGUUCCCAUCAGCCCCUGGUGGAGGCGUGUCCAGAGAUGAUGCUGACGGCGGAGGGGACCCCAGGAGACGGACACUGGCUGCUCCGGCAGGGAGGGGUGGUGCCGGACUCCACCCUGCGGCAGCUUCUGGGGAAAGAGGCUCCGGACGGCCUCUGUUCUAGAGAGAGACUUCCUCCUGGGGCCAGCCUGGGCAGAGAGGCCCCUGGGGGCCACAGAACAGGGCUGCUGGAGAGGAGGGAGCUGAAACUGGCCAGACUGAAGCAGAUCAUGCAGCGCUCUCUGAGCGAGUCCGAUUCAGAGGGUUAUCCAGCGGAGGACGGGAAAAAUCAGGGAGCCCCGCCCCCCAGUUCUCUGCGCCCCGAUAGGCCGUCCCACCUGCCAAUCACAGAGCAGGAGCCCGCAUCGAACCACCUCCAUCAGGUAAUGAGGAAGCACCUCCCCUCGUCCUCCUCGGCUGAGAGGAAGCUGGCCUUCUCUCUCAGCGGGUCCAAGUCUGUGGACAGCAUCGGCUACAACCCCUCCCCCACGUCCAGCGAUCCCGACGCCGCCGACGGGAAAACUCCAGAAACCCCCGCCGACGGCCAGAAGGCGGCAACCAGCCCCAAGAGCGCCCUGAAGUCCCCGUCGUCCCGCAGGAAGACCUCCCAGAACCUCAAACUGAGGGUCACCUUCGACGAGCAGGUCCACAGGAGCUCCAAUCAGGAGCCGGAGCCCGGAAAGGGCCCUCAGGGGAAGGAGAGGACUCCGACCGCCAGCUCGGAGAGCCGCAGGCCGUUCGGGGCCUUCCGCUCCAUCAUGGAGACCCUGAGCGGAAACUCCAACCACAGCAACAACAACAGCAGCGGCGGCCAGGCAGGCCCCGCCCACCAGAACUCACCCGGCAGGAAGUCUGACAGUAAAACAGGCGCCGGGGGCGGAGCCAAGGCCAAGAGCAAAGUCAGCAACGUUUGACAGGAAGCGGCUGCUGAUGAGCUCAGAGCGCCGCAGGAGGCAGAGAACAUGAGAACCGUAGAGGAUCAAUAUUCCUUCUUUCUAUGAUAGAAACCAAAACAUCAACCUUCCUUCGUUUUAGCCCAGAAUAAACGGAUCCGCUGAUUUUUCUGGAUUAUUUCAAUCCAGCUUUAAUUUUCUGACAUGUUGAGGCCCCGGGGCCCCUGCUGCAGCGUCAGAGUCAGGAAGGGUUCAGUGGAUCUGGUCCCUAAACCGCUCCGUGCCUUAAAGAUCCAUGAGAACAUUUCUAGGACCAGGAACCUGCAGGUAGAUGAUGAAGUCUCCAGGUGUUUCUGAUCAGCGCCGCUGGUCAGUCUUUAUUGUUUAUAUAACUUAAAUAAUAACGAGUGCGGCAGCAGCUGUUCCAGGAUCAUUCAGAUCGUUCUGGUGUUGAUUUAGGAUCAAACCCUUUCUGGAUCUUUGAAGCUAACAGGUUUAACUCCUCCUAGCCAGUAGGCGGCGCAACCUCUCGCUCUCGUUCUGUACCGUUUGCCAACCGGUUGCUAAUGUUAACCACAGCUAAUGCUUGGUUGCUAAUGCUUGGAUCUACCCGGUACAUCCCAGGAGCACCAUCCGUACCAUCAGCUCAUUUGCGCGUCCAGAUAUGAAUCCAGGUUAACAAGAAUAAUGUAAUUAUGGUACAAAAAUGAGUUCUUUCUAUUCUUAAAUCAUUAAAGAAUGCUAAAGGGCUCAGUAUACUCCUGCAGCAGUGUGUUGCAGUUAGCUUGUUGCAGGUAUGACGCAGAUAUUCUUGAUUUAUGCCAGAUUUUGAGGCGUGGUGACAGCGUGUCUACAAGCAUCCCCAAAGACUGUCCGUGGCGUCGCGUGUUUUGACUUCAGGUUCAAACCAACAGACGGUCGCAAAAGACCGAGCUACAAACUAGCUAACUGCAGUGGAUCAAGUUAAACUAGCUAACUGGGAUAGUGUCCGAGUUUCUGCCAUAAUCCACACAAACCAUGUAGGACAAGAUCGCGGCUGACUACUGGAGAUUGUGGAACUUUCCAAAUUGUUUUUGGAAGUAUCGAUUGCAAACACGUUGUUUUCCACAAUGGCGGUCAUACGAACAAAACAAACCGGUAAGGUACCAAACAGGAAUUACGCAUAGUGUAGAGCGGAUGUAGAAUUGACCAAUCAGAGGCCUCCUUUCUCUCCUUUUUGAUGCUUUUUACAUUUUUUCCAUUAAACAGCUUCUCUGACAUCAUCAGAGCAGUCUGAGAAAAUCUGAUACAACCAUGUUCAUCUGCAUUUUAGCUGUUUCUAACUUUAGAUUACGCACUAUAUACCAUAAUGUUAACACGAAAGAUAAGCGUAAAACUCAAAAAGACUAGAUUUAUGUUUAAAUCCGGAAAAGUUAGCUCUCAGAAGUAGCGUAGGAUCCCAU
Molecule: messenger RNA, 4172 nt
Organism: Cyprinodon variegatus (sheepshead minnow)
Lineage: Eukaryota; Metazoa; Chordata; Actinopteri; Cyprinodontiformes; Cyprinodontidae
Gene: sncaip
Product: synuclein alpha interacting protein
Exons: 11
Coding region: 64-2751 (895 amino acids)
Molecular function (GO): ubiquitin protein ligase binding
Source: RefSeq, a predicted model, not a curated record